Molecule: messenger RNA, 5072 nt
Organism: Engraulis encrasicolus (European anchovy)
Lineage: Eukaryota; Metazoa; Chordata; Actinopteri; Clupeiformes; Engraulidae
Gene: cdk14
Product: cyclin dependent kinase 14
Exons: 15
Coding region: 346-1779 (477 amino acids)
Biological process (GO): protein phosphorylation
Cellular component (GO): cytoplasm; nucleus; cytosol
Molecular function (GO): ATP binding; cyclin-dependent protein serine/threonine kinase activity; cyclin binding
Source: RefSeq, a predicted model, not a curated record
UGACAUCCAGACUUCGAGGGAGCUGAGGAGAGAAGGGGUCAAAUAUUUCACUUCACGGAUUGCUUCUGCAACAGCCUGUGGACAUAUUUGUGGAUCUUGUGUGGUAUCAUUACUUCACGUGAGGUUUUUCUUUUCGGAUAUGAAGCCCGGUAAGACUAAUUCUUUAGAAAAGACACGGCGGAGGCAUCACUGAAUAGCCUACUACAACGGGCGUUAGGAGAAGACUGGAUAAAGAAAGAACCGUUUCCUGCGUUUGACAGCACGGCGCGGUGGGCGAAAAAAAAAAAACCCUGUUUGGACUCUCGUUAGUUUUAACAGCUCUCAGCUGCAACAGAGGGCUUCGAAAUGUGUGACUUACUGCCAGCCUCGCAACCAGUGGAGAAAAUAGGUAAAAUGAAGAAGUUGAGAAGAACUUUGUCGGAGAGUUUUGGUCGAAUUGCCUUCAAGAAAGAGGACAGUGGCUUUGAUGAGAUAUGUGUGACGAAGAUGUCUACGCGCAGCGUGCAGGGUGCGGGGGAGCAGGGGGGUGUGCUGACGAAGGCUCUGGACCCCAUCCCUGAGGAGCGCAAGGCCCGCGUGCAGCGCACCCAGAGCGGCUUCGAGCCCUUCGAGAAGCCCGCCAGCCAGGUCAAGCGCGUGCACUCGGAGAACAACGCCUGCAUCCAGGCCCAGGCCAAGAGCUCGUCCGCGGGGAAGGAGUCGCCUAAGCUGCGACGACACUCCAGCCCCAGCUCGCCCACGAGCCCCAAGUUUGGGAAGGCCGACUCUUAUGAGAAACUGGAGAAGCUAGGGGAAGGAUCAUACGCCACUGUUUACAAGGGCAAAAGCAAGGUAAAUGGAAAGCUGGUGGCGUUGAAAGUCAUCCGACUCCAAGAGGAGGAGGGGACCCCCUUCACAGCCAUAAGGGAAGCAUCACUCCUGAAGGGUUUGAAGCAUUCCAACAUUGUGCUGCUCCACGACAUCAUCCACACCAAGGAAACUCUGACCCUGGUCUUCGAAUACGUGCAUACAGACUUGUGUCAGUACAUGGAUAAGCAUCCUGGUGGACUGCACCCCGACAACGUUAGGUUGUUCCUGUACCAGUUGCUGAGGGGCCUGUCGUACAUCCACCAGCGCUACAUCCUGCACAGAGACCUGAAGCCACAGAACCUGCUCAUCAGCGACACGGGGGAACUCAAACUCGCAGACUUUGGUCUGGCGCGGGCCAAGUCGGUGCCCAGCCACACGUACUCCAAUGAGGUGGUGACCCUGUGGUACCGACCCCCCGACGUCCUGCUGGGAUCCACAGACUACUCCACCUGCCUCGACAUGUGGGGUGUGGGCUGCAUCUUUGUGGAGAUGAUGCAGGGGGUGGCAGCGUUCCCCGGCAUGAAGGACAUCCAGGACCAGCUGGAGAGGAUAUUCCUGAUUAUUGGAACUCCUUCUGAAGAGUCCUGGCCCGGUGUGCACUCCCUCCCCCACUUCAAGCCUGAUCGAUUCACAGUCUACAGUCCCAAGAAGCUCAGACAAGCGUGGAACAAGCUGGGCUAUGUGGACCAUGCGGAGGAGCUGGCCUCCAGGUUCCUGCAGUGCUCCCCCAAGCAGCGGAUCUCCGCCCAGAAUGCCCUCAGCCACGACUACUUCAGCCAACUACCGCCACGGCUAUGGGAACUACCCGACAUGUCUCCUAUCUUCACGGUGACAACGAUAAAGUUGACGCCAGAGGCAGGUGACGCGGGCCACCAGGGGACGGAACAGCAGCAGCAGGCCUCCAGCCAGAAGACAUCAGCCAAGCAUUGACCAGCAGGCAGAAGCAGCUGCCAGGCUGGAAGACUUGAAGGAAGCGGUAAAGAGGACUGAAGGAUGGAAGAAAGGAGAGAAGGAUGGAAGAAAGGAGAGAAGGAUGGAAGAAAGGACAGUGGGAAUGAAGGAAAGGAGAGGAGGAAACUCAGCAAGAAGAGGAGACCAAAAUGACCUCUUACCUAUCUCUUAACUUAUUUGUCCAAAAGCGUUACGUUUCCAAGAGGUGUCCUGUGUGUGUAUGUGUGUGCGUGUGCGUGUGUGAGAGAGAGAGACAGAGAGAGAGAGAGGGAGAGAUUAGAGAGUGUGUGUAUGUGUGUGUUUGUUUGUGUGUUUGCAACACAAAUGAGUGCAUGAGUGUUCCUUUCUGUGUGUUCCUUACUGAAGAGUAAGGAACGUCAGAUUUGAUUUUUUUUUUUCAUUAAUAGCUUUUUAUUCCUUUGUUUACUUUGGAAUGUUGUUAUAUACAUUAUUAUUAUUAUUAUUAUCAUUACUAUUCACAUUUUGCUUACGAGUAUAGCGUAGCAUUUCAAGUCCAUCCAGAGACUGCUUUCGUACGUUUCUACCUACAAUAUGUAUGAAUGUAACAUUAGCAUGCUUGAUAAGACAUGUGCAGAACAUCAACCUGGUCAACAACAUCAUCUAUGUGGCUGUGUCCAAAACAGAAAAAGGCAAUGCUGCCUUCAAAGAAAUUGUGUGAUUGCAGUAGGGUAGAAAGGUAGAGUUUUUCAAAGGCAUAAUGUGCUGCCUACAAAGGUACCUCAUAGUUGUACCUCAUUGUGACGAUCAGCAGAUGCAUCCCGCAUGCUAACUUCACCCUCCUACACUCUAUGGAACUGUGAUUUAUAUAGAACUAUGGACUCGUAGUCACUAGCACUACCUUUGUGGGUGUAACAGAGGUGUUCCCACGAAGUUCAUCCCCCUUGCGGCCGCAAACUCACCACCUCGUCAAUGCAUCUGUUCGGCAAUGAGAGGCACAGUGCGAGACCGCUGAGCUAAAGGGCCGGUCCGACAGCCCAACGCUUACCACACUGUAUUGGCUGGCUUCGGGAGGGAGGUUUGCUAACGUUCCACGCCACUGUACACUCUGCUACUUGGUCUCCGUUCCACGGGCAGACCAUAUGAAGGAAUGGUUUCAACCUCGACGGACGUUUAUGGUCUGUGUCUGUGACUUGUUUGGCAGUGAAGACAGGAAAGUCAUCACUCUGGGUUUUCUGUUUUGGACAUGCGCAUUGCCUACGGAACAUUCUCACGUGAUGUACUAUCGUUUAAGUGCAGCCAAUGUUUCAAAGAAAGAGAUAGCAUUGCUGUCGCAUCCAUCUUUCUCAAUGACAAAAACAAAAAACAAAACAAAAAAACGCAUAGCCACGGCAACAACUAUACUCCUGCUCCAAUACUGAUGACGGCACUGAUGUACAGAGUAGCUCUGAGUAGAUAUUUGUUGUUUUAGCUUUGUAGAAUUUUAGUCGUUCUUUAGUCUUCUUAUGUGGUUCACUCCCGCUGGUGCAGACACUUAAACUGCGAAAUCAGUGUGUGAGGGAAGGCCAUAAGCUGAAAGACAUACACACACACACAAGCACACACCUGUCAGACUGCAUAUGUUGAAUGACUGUACUAGUCUUUUUGUCAGUGUGUGUGUGUGUGUGUGUGUGUGUGUGUGUGUGUGUGUGUGUGUGUGUGUGUGUGUGUGUGUGUGUGUGUGUGUGUGUGUGUGUGUGUGUGUGUGUAAGAGAGAUAGCGAAAGCGAGAGAAGACAGGGAUGUGCUUACAUAUUCGGACAUAUAUCUGUGGAUUGUGUGACGAUUAUGUGUCUAAUGCAUGCAAUACACUCACAACGUUUCUAGUAUGUGUGUGUGAGUGUGUGUUCAAAGGUGAGGCGCACUCAGUCAGGAAGAUUAGUAAAAAAUGGCAAAUUUAUAAAAGAGACGUAGCAUAACUCUUGAGACCUGAGACCUGACCCCGGAAGCAUUUCCUAUUUGACAUGUAGCUCUUUCUGACCGUCGACAAUCUGCACUUGUGAUUUGCACUCUUCCCUAAAGCCCUGUGACCCUAAACAUGUGUAUGCAUCCACCAAAUAAUGAAAUGAGUGAUUGAUGGCACUCACUAAUGAUUUAAAGGGUUUUUUGUUUGUAUUUUUACUCGCAAUGUCCAUUCUAUGAGCCCCAACUCCUGUCCAGAGAACAUUGAUGACGGAAAGAUAGUUGAUAAGGAGUUUAUUCUGAAAUCAAUACGACAUUAGGGUCUAACCUGCCAUCAUAUGGCUGCCAUGUCCCUCUAGGAGACUAGCAUGGCUUUAGAAUGAAUGGAGUUCAAUGGGAAAGUCGUGCCCAUUUAGGGAACCGGAAUUGAUCCCACGUGGUUACAUUGGUGACGCGUACUAUGCUUUAUCUUGGUUUCCAUUAAGAAGGUCUUUGUCUUGUCUCACAGGAGCAGACACAUACAGUAAACUACAGACAAAAAGAUGACAAUGACUGAUAACUUCUGUUUGAAUUCCCAAAACGUGUGUGCAUUGACUAAGCAAAACGAAAGCACCUUGAAUUCUUUGAACUCCUCUCGCAAAGCUGUGUCCAUGCUAUUGGUCACAGUUCAUAGGUUACAUUAGAAGGCUAAAGUUCACAGCCUAUAUUAACCAAUCACAGGAUCAGGAUGACGCAGACAGUUCAGCAAGAGAUAACGUUGACGGAUAACUUGUGUGCGGAUUCCGAGUGUGUGCAUCAGCCCAAUGAACGAUGGAUGGAACUUUCAACGCUUCAAACUCCUGGACGAUGUCCAUAUGAUUUGACAGGGACAGUCUCGGAAAACAGGUUAUGUGAGCCAGGGCUUCGCAGCUCUAGCCUCGCAGAACCAGACAUACAGUACACUUCAGCCAGAGAUGACGUCGAGAGAUAACUCCGCUGUAACUUGAGAUGACUCGCUGAAGCUAAAUCUAAAUCUAAAUCUAAAAACUAAAUCUUAGUAGAACGGCAUAAAUAUCCGAAGCGGAGACCUCAGGGUUUCCCUAAGAGGCACUCCACUACACUUCUGACCCUUGCCCCAACCUUGCCCCUCGUCCUGGGCUAUGGUCAGAGAUUCCCACCCUGCACUAUAUUGCUUAUGCUCAGCGUGCUAUUUUGGUAUAGGUCAACCCUUUCCUUCAAAUAUGCAUCUGGAUUGUUCUAGAACAUUCCAAAUAUUCCAACAAGCAUUCUAAUCAUUCUUUCUCCUGAUUGGUCUAAAUUGAACCCAAUGGUCUCCAUAGUAGUAUCUUACCAUGUGAUACAGAUGGCUGUAAAUGCAGUUAAUUCGUCCGGGUU